AUGACCGACCUCACCACCAACAUCACCGCAGUCACCGCCCAAGUCCUCAAAGGCGCAAAAGCCAAGCUCCGCAAGGCCUUUCCAUGUCUCACCGAAGAUGCCCUGCAGAACGCCAUUCAAGCGACCUCUCUUGAACUUCAGCGCAAACUCGCAGAGCAGAUCCCAGCCAUGACCGCCUCCCACACCAGAGCCCACCUCAACAUGCUCCCCGCCGAGCUCCGUAUCCGCAUCUACGAAUACGUCCUUGCUCGCGAUGACGACAAGCCCUUCAGAACAAACCCUAACACCUACCGUAAAGCACGGGCUCAAAGCGUCGUCACCAUCACUCAGCGAACAGCCAUGCCCGCGCUCCUCCGCCUCGAUCGUCAGAUCCGCUCCGAAGCCCUGCCAAUCUUCUACAGCCAGACGACAUUCGUGAUUGUGGCAACGCCAACGACGAGAGAUCAGCGCUAUUUUGGCGAGUGGCUGAAGCUGGUCGGAGAUCGUGAUGCUGCGAUGAUUAGAAGGCUCGUUGUGUGGUACGAAUCGAGACAUCGGCUGAACCCUCUGGAGCGGAAGGUAAGAAGGGACGCCAAGGAUGUAAGCAGGAAGCCGCGCAAGCAGGAUGCUAUUGAGGACGUGGGACUGGGAGGUUGUGUUGUGCCGUAUGGUUCAAUCAGGGUGGCUUAUGGAGCUUCGAAGCUGAGUGGGUGUAAGUAUAUUAACGAUUAG
Messenger RNA from Fulvia fulva, 711 nucleotides. RefSeq lists its product as uncharacterized. The record is from RefSeq and is a predicted model, not a curated record. The coding region runs from base 1 to 711 and encodes 236 amino acids. The transcript is spliced from 2 exons. NCBI's taxonomy places the organism in Eukaryota, Fungi, Ascomycota, Dothideomycetes, Mycosphaerellales, Mycosphaerellaceae.